AUGCGACAGGAGAUCCGCCUUGUGCUUGCCGGCGACCCUGGCGUCGGUAGGUCAUCGCUGAUUAUGUCUCUUAUUAAGGAGCAUUUUAUUGAUGAUGUGCAAGCAGUUGUUCCCGAAAUUACUUUGCCGUCAGAUGCGUCGCCUGCGGGUGUCACGACCAAGAUCAUUGACACGGGCUCGGGAACGACGCAGCAAGAGCGCGUGGAAACGGAGAUGCGUCGUGCCAAUGCCAUUGUGCUUGUGUACAGCGUGAUCGACCAGGACUCUUUUGAGCGUAUCUCGUCGUACUGGCUUCCCUUCAUGCGCUCUCUCGGCAUUAACGUGCCUGUUGUGCUCGUCGGCAACAAAAUUGACUUGCGGCCUUCUGACGAUGAUGAAGACGCACUGGAAGAGGAGAUUGCGCCACUUAUGGUUGAAUUCAAAGAGUUGGAGACGUGCAUUGAAUGCAGUGCCAAGCUGUCGCUCAAUGUCGGCGAGGUGUUCUUUUAUGCACAGAAGGCCGUGCUCUACCCGACAGCGCCUUUGUAUGACUCGCGGUCGCACACCCUCAAGCCAGCAUGUGUAGAUGCACUGCGCAACAUUUUUCACCUGUGCGAUGCCGACAAAGAUGGUGUGCUCAGUGACGAAGAACUGAACAACUUUCAGUUUGUGUGUUUCGAUGCUCCGCUCCAUCUGCAAGAGCUAGAGGGUAUCAAGGAACUUGUUUCUCAGGGGCAAAAGAAUAGCAAUACGCUACAUAUCCGGGACAAUGGGCUCACGCUCGCCGGCUUCCUCUACCUGCAUACUCUUUUUGUCCAGCGCGGCCGACUCGAAACCACAUGGUCAAUUUUAUGGACGUUCGGUUAUGGGAUGGAUUUGUCCCUGUCGAAUGCGUAUGUAUAUCCACCUUUUGAUGUACCCCACGGCAUGGCUGUGGAACUUUCGCCCGCUGGCUACCAGUUCUUCACCGAGGUUUUUAAGGCUCACGACAAGGAUCAUGACGGUGCACUUAGUCCCAACGAGCUAGAGCAACUUUUCGUCACGGCACCCGGUGGCCAGCAUCCAUGGAAUGGCGCAGGAUUUCCCAACAGCACCGUCACAGACGAAGCAGGCGCCGUGACACUCCAGGGCUGGCUCGCCCAGUGGAGUAUGACGACGUUGCUUGAACCGCGCACCACCCUGGCAUACCUUGCGUAUCUCGGGUACCCGCUCUUUGCGAAUGCCAUGAAUAUCAGCUCUCCAUCGCGCUCGCCCAAUGGCGCUUCAAUGCCUCCGGUUAGCAGCGCCUCACCGUCGUCCUACGCCUGGUUUGAUGGUACUGCUGUGGGCUCUAGGCCUAUACAAGACGUCUCACCCUCGCUCACCACGUCUGCUCUCAAACUUGUGCGUCCUCGUCGCCCUGGAGACCGCAGGCGCUCCAAUACAGAGCAAUGCAGUGUAUUUUUAGCGCUUGUCCUCGGAGCGCCCGGUAGCGGCAAGUCGGCCUUGCUGCGGAAUUUGGCAGGCAAACCCUUCCAACCCAAGUACGCACCUACGCACCGACUACAGCGAGCUGUGGGUGCCAUUGAGCAUGAUGGUGCUGAACAUUAUCUUGUAAUGCAAGAGUACGGAUCGCAUAAUGAAGCGGAGGCUCUACGCAAUCCCGCCAACUUGGCGCAUGUGAGUGCAGUUGUGUUUGUCUACGAUUCUAGCGACACACAUUCGUUCUCUUACAUUUCAAAUCUGCGCCAGCAAUACCCCUAUCUGGCUCAUUUCCCUUCCCUGUUCGUUGCGACCAAAUCUGAUCUGGAUCUUGCGCGACAGAGACAUGAAGUGCAGCCGGAUAUGUACUGUCGUAAACUUGGCCUGAACGUGCCUCACCUGGGGGCUGGUCCUCUGAACGUAAGCUCCCGCUUGGGCGAGGUGGCUGAGCUUUACAGUCUCAUCUUGACGAUUGCUAUGGAUCCGCGUGGUGCUGUUCCUACACCAGGUCGGUCACUGAAGACUGUCCGCGUCCGCUGGCGCACCGGCCUGCUAGCUGUGAUGGCUCUUAGUGGAUCUACACUGCUGAUCGUAACAACUUGGCGGCUGCUCUCGCGGGGCACGAGUGGCGUGGGCCUUGGCUCCUGGGGUACUCAUGCGCCAAGCUGGAUAUCUUGGAUGUGGGGGGCCUCGUCGACUCUUCACAAUGAGCUAUAG
Molecule: messenger RNA, 2157 nt
Organism: Malassezia sympodialis ATCC 42132
Lineage: Eukaryota; Fungi; Basidiomycota; Malasseziomycetes; Malasseziales; Malasseziaceae
Gene: GEM1
Product: ERMES complex Ca(2+)-binding regulatory GTPase GEM1
Biological process (GO): mitochondrion organization
Cellular component (GO): mitochondrial outer membrane
Molecular function (GO): GTP binding; calcium ion binding; GTPase activity
Source: RefSeq, a predicted model, not a curated record